GGAGAUGCCGUCGAACAGAUAAACGCAUAAAACAUCGCUGCUUCAUUCUGGCCACGCAGCUGAUCCGAUAAGUCGACACUAAAGGCCGUUCCGGCGCUUCAGUACAGUAUUAUGAAGAAGUCCAGAUGCCAGCACGCGAGGGGUUGGAUGGUGUUUAUACUCAUCAUCCGGAGUCGAUGGAAGGAGGAGAAGGCUCCGAGGCUACCAAAGAAAGAGCAGCUUGUACAUACCACUGUACUGUAAUUGUUUGCCGGAGAAGCAUCUGUUUCCAGGAUGACACCUGUACAGGCCCACUCGACUCGACAGGGAAGGCCAGGGAGUCCACAGAGUCUCCCCCGGGUCAUCGCAAGCGGCUCUCACAUGGAUAACAUCAGCUACUCGUCAUUCUUCCUCCGCUCAGAGGGAAACCAACGCUCUGGUCAAGCCAAUUUCCUCUGCAACCAGGAUCCGUUUCCGGACUACAAUUGGCCACAGACACCUUGGGCGCAAGGCGUGCGUCCUCAAUCCGGACCUGUUCACCCUCCUGGGCUUGCAAACAGCCAGUACAAGUGCAUAGACUUGUCUCGGAAGCCGGGGUGCAUUGAUCCGCUCCACCCAAAAUUCAGUAUCAUUGCAGGACAUAAUUGUUGCAAGACCAGAAUCAGAUCUACUAGUACCACAGUAGACCAGCUUACCGUAUGCGGCCUUUCAAACCAACACUGGGACGAGCACACAGUGCGACUGGGCCGAGGCGGGCUCCUGUCUUUGAGAGGAAGAUGCCGAAUACUAAAAGUCUCGGCGGACGCAAUGGGGAACAGAGCCGCUCGACGAUUCAUCAACCGGACAGGCCGGCGACUGGUACUGCUGGAGCUUCCAAUAUUGUUGAUGUUCUCGAUGCCAGCGCUCGAUCGACGUGGGAUCGACCUCGAGUGGCCCCCGGUUGAGCACUUACCCAGGUCUGACGACAGUGUGAACUAAAAAGGGUGCUGGAGUGCGGAUUUCUACUAGCACCCUGGUCCGACCGUCCUGCCCGAGCACGACCGUCAGGGAAUAGCGCCCUGCAUUUUGCUGGGUUUUGGCAUGGGGCCUGACAAGCCGAACAGACCACCCCCUCCGAAUUUCCACUCCGAACAUUUCACAUCUUUCAUAAUAGUUUCAAAGGCCCGCAGACUCGGUGGUGUGGAUGAACUUUGUGUCGCUUUGUAAAACAGAUCUUUUACUCGCGCACCGCCACCAUACCUCCGAAUCCAACGACACCAGACGCCUCUACAUGCAAAAAUUUCCAUCAAUCGACGAUAUGUUGCGGCGCAUCAGGUCAACUUCUUAACCAGUCCUUACAAAAACCUCCGAGAUUGACAACUUAAUCGACGUUUGCGACACAACAAUCGUCCAAAUCCAGCCAGCCAUCGUCUACCCCCAGGGAUCAUAUCAUCGCGCCGUGAGGGACAAGUUCACCCACACUCCACAGACGAUCUGAGCUGCGGGAGUCCCUUCAGCCUCGUUGACUGUGAUGCUUUUCCUGAACGCUUCGAAAGGAAGCCAGGUCAUGGUUUGAAGCACUCCGGAAAAACCAGCGCGCAAGACUCGUUGUCCCUCGUGGGUGGUGAAUCUCGUAGCUCGGCCGCAAGCCUACUACCUACUUCACGAUCGACACCAGAUCCUUGAUCGACAGUCUACGACGUACCCAGGAUUGCUACCACUACUGGUUUAAUCAGGCUCUGGAUGACCAUAUCAACGAUUAUCCUUUUGUCAUACUCUACUUUGACAGCCUGCAUCGUACGAUACUUGCCGCCGCCAUUCUGGUUUCACUGAGCUGGAUUUGUCCGCCGCGGUCUCUCUCUCCGCGUAUCACAAGGUCACGAAUACGGUGGUCGGGCGCUCUCAUCCACAGCAAGUAGAUCCCAGCAUACAAACAUUUAAUCACUACCCAGCAUUGCGUUCCUCUCAAUUGAAAGCUGAAGCAUUUCCCACGAAUACGUUGCCUCAGUUCGUUUGUUUGUGCGACGGAGCGUUUCGCAUAAUCUCUGCCACUCAACCAUCGCGGAAUGAGUGGUCCCUUCGACCAUGGCAUGAAUAUGCCACUGCCCAACAUGAUGGGCGCCAGCUUCCCUGUCUUCAAUGGCAAUUUUCCUGCAGCAUAUCCCAGGCUCUCAGGUCCACCACCGACGCAUUUUGACGGGAGUGCAUUCUGGUACAACCCCAACAAUGCCGAGCAAACCUAUGAUAGAGAUGCCGGCGUCUUCGGUGGUCGAGGUGUCCCCUUCCCGUCAACAGCUAUGGAGUCUUCAAGCGUCAAACACCGCAGGACGCGAAGUGGCUGUUUUACUUGUCGGAGUAGAAGAGUCAAGUGUGACGAAACCAGGCCUAUAUGUGAUAGAUGCAAGAAAGGGAAUCGCGAGUGCGAAUUUCCACAACCGACCACCUCUUCGAAACGAUCCAAGCAUGGUGAAAGCCGAAGUCCGAAGGAUCCGACUGUCAAACAUGAGACCAAGCAUGACAACAUGUCAGGGUUAGCCACCAUCAAGGACGAAGGCGAAGACUAUGACGAUGACGAUGACAACUCCUGGAAGUCGCCCACGGAACGUCCUCCGCUCAGUCGUCUCCGAACCGAUAGCGCACAGUCGAUACGCCAGACGAGCAAAUCCAAUCAUAUUUUGGGAGGCUCAACGAUGGGGAAAGAACAUACCAGCCCCCAGUCAACAGAAGCAUCCGAUACGCGGUCAAGGGACGAGACACCGGCGUCGUCAUUACGGACUGUUGCCAACUCGGCCGAGAUGCAAGCCCGACAUGCGAAGAUCAAGACGCUUAAACCAGACCUGCAGAAGUACUUGCAGUUUCAGCAAGAGUACAUGACAUAUUAUCAUUAUUUCUUCAAACUGGACCCUACCGACUUUGUACACAGUGAAUUCAUCGAUCUCGCUCUAGGCUACGAGCCAUUGCUGUACGCCGCGGUAGGGUUUGCGGCCUAUCACUACGAGCUGCAACAGCCCGAUCCUAAAUUGUCGCAUUUCCUGGGCUACCAUAGCAAGUCUUUGUCGAUGCUUCGGAAGUCGUUGGAGAGCAACGCGAAGAUCACCGAAGCUACUUUAUUGACAGUGUUGCAACUGGCAACAUUUGAAGAGUAUAUUGGAGACUGGGUGAACCUCGUUGGGCAUCACCGAGCCGCCUGCACCAUGAUUCGGGAACUAUUUACAUCCCACUCGAUGAUGGAGACCGACUUGGGCCGGCGUAUAUUCAGCUGGUAUGCUCGACUAGAUGUCACAGUUGGUCUAAUGGCCGGCAAGGUGACCAGGCUGGAUCGAGAAUGGUUUGAAGCCAACUCUACCUGGUACUAUAACCAGAUCAACAACGAUCCGGACGGCGAUCUGGACAUUGAGAAUACCUUGGCGUACUUUGUGGCUGCUAAUCGACUCAUUGGGAUGGACCUCGCAGUUUUGUUUGCACAAUUUCGGCAGCAUAGGGACGGCCAGGAAGCGACAUUCCGAGCCGAGGUUGGCAAGGUGGUUGAAAGACUUGAAUCUAUGAAGCGCGAAAUCGAGCUAUUCAACGAUGAAUACUACCGGAUACAAGAAUUUCCGGUCGAGAAGAUCAGACCGUUGACGCCUGACGACAUUGUCAAUCCUUACGCGCCUGGGGGACUUUUCAAGGAUGUCCUGUGGCCGUUGAACUUCAUGUGGAUUGACUGGUAUAGCAUCGAACAAAUGCAGAAGUAUCAGAUGGCUUUGCUACUCAAGGAACCAAUACCCCCGGAAGUGGAGCAGCUAAGCCUCGAACAAUACCGCAUCAUCGAAGCCAUUGACCGGUGGCCAGAGGCGCCAAAUGGAGCAAUUCUCGGCGCACAUGCAAGUCUUGGCCUUUCGUCGGUUUUCUUGAAAAGAGAUCCUAGGUAUAUAAUGUGGGCACGAAAGAAGUUCGCCACAGUGGAGCGGCUGGGCUAUAUCUACCCGCCAUCGUUCCGCCGUAACAUGGCAAUGUUGUGGGGACUGACACGCGAGGAAGUGGGAGAGAAUGAAUCGGUGGAAAAUUGGUGGCUUCCAAACGACGAAGGAAAUCUCCCCAUGUUGAAGGACCUUCGCAGGGUCGUUCAGGAAAGGCAUGAAAACGACGACCAAAUGUCGUCAGGAAUGGAAUCUCUGGAGAAUGUCAGGGAUCUGAAGGCUAUUUUUGCAAAGUUGGAUAUCCGAACCCAGGGCCCUCCGGAUUCGGCAUCCAUGACAGACAACCGCAGUCCCACGAGUGAGGGCACUCCUGGAAUGAGUGACCGAGGAAGCCAUGCCAAUUUUAGCCCGACAAAUGUGAACUUUGGGCAUGAUCAUGGCGGCAACAUUCCGGUUCAAAUGAAUGCAGGUUAUGGGCCAAUGCUUCAACGGGCCUACACGAAGCCCUGAAUGAGGGUGGGUCCGAAGAACUAUCCGAGUCAAACCACCGAGUUGUCCUCCGUUGGACGUCGGGCAUGAACAAGUCAAAGCUUGUGAGUCCAGGCAGGGCCAUUGUCAGAGCGUACGCCCUCUGAGGCUAGAUGACUUCAAGUGCAAGCUUGAAGACUCAUGAUUUGUCAAGCGGCAACCUCCCAUCUUCAGAUGAACCUGGGGAGUUGGCGAGAAGCCGUGGCCAGUGGCGUUGUGGACGUGCUUUCCGGAUUGCAGCCUUGUGUCUGCUUCUGACACUGGCUUGUUCUGGCACUCUACACGCUUCAUCGCACUCUGCCUGGUGAAGUCAGUUCAAGGAGACUGUCUGCCGCCUACAAUCAGUCUUCUCACCGAGGACCUGCAUACAGCCGUGCUCUCGGCCGAGGACUGGAUGUGGAUACGUUCUCCGUUGUCACUGGAUAAACAUGUUGUCAUGAAUCUUAUGUUAGAGAAGUGGCACAUGCAUGCAGCACAAGCCUCUUAUGGUCGUAGGCGCCUACGGACCUUCCACUUGAUACGCGCCGCAAGAGUGGAAAGCCGUGGGAGCACGGUUCAGAAGAGAACGCCAUUGGUCCGUCCCCCAGAAAAACCUUCAGUGUCAUUUCUAGCAGUGGGACACGACGAUUGAAAAAGGCCAGCAAAGGACGUUCAACGAACACACAGACCUGCGCCGGCCGUACUGUGUCGUCUUGCUCUUCCGAUGUCUUGUAGAAAAGCUACCGGAGAAUGUCGCCCCGUCAUUAACAACAAUUAUGAUGACACGAUAUCAUUAUGGCCUUGUUGGGUGAAGGCGGUUCAGACCUUGGAUUUUGAUGCCAACCAGAACUGUCUUUGGUGGUUGGGAACAAGCAUUGGCACCGUCUUCAACGUCAACACUCGGCAUCGUCGUGGCCGUCGUGGUCAUGAAAGGCUCCCAACAGGAGCAAUAGCUCGCAGCACUACCGGGGUGUGAGAUUUGCUUCAAGGCUUUUGAGAGCGAAUGAAUUGCAUGAAUUGUUACUAUAGUAUACCAUUCUUUCGGAGGGCUAGUACUAGUACUGUACCAGAUAGUUAGUAGUAGGCUGGGAUCAGACUCGCUAGGUUAAUCCAUGGGCCGCUCGGAGAAGAUGCAGAUUUCGAUGCGGCCUCGGAUGAAACUUGAACUUGCAUGUUUCGUUUGUACACUAGGUAGAGUUAACAAAAAACACCGACUCGGACACG
This is a messenger RNA of Exophiala dermatitidis NIH/UT8656, 5588 nucleotides long. RefSeq lists its product as uncharacterized. The transcript has 3 exons. Gene Ontology annotation, biological process: positive regulation of transcription by RNA polymerase II. Bases 2025 to 4367 code for a protein of 780 amino acids. NCBI's taxonomy places the organism in Eukaryota, Fungi, Ascomycota, Eurotiomycetes, Chaetothyriales, Herpotrichiellaceae. The record is from RefSeq and is a predicted model, not a curated record. Gene Ontology annotation, molecular function: zinc ion binding; DNA-binding transcription factor activity, RNA polymerase II-specific; transcription cis-regulatory region binding. Gene Ontology annotation, cellular component: nucleus.